Daldinia vernicosa is the source of this 1953-nucleotide messenger RNA. RefSeq lists its product as uncharacterized. The transcript has a single exon. The coding region runs from base 378 to 1853 and encodes 491 amino acids. Lineage: Eukaryota; Fungi; Ascomycota; Sordariomycetes; Xylariales; Hypoxylaceae. The record is from RefSeq and is a predicted model, not a curated record.
UAACUUAAAGACUACUCCGGUAUUUUCGAAUUACAGCUGUCAUUUUUAGUCCGAAGACUCGAUCAUCGCCUGUCAUACUCGAAUAUCCACCAUCAAGCAUUGGUCUCACAGAUUUCCAGUUUGCCCGAUAUACAGACUCACGCACUUCGCCACUGUUGUGUGAUUCUCCGAUGAAAAUCUAGUCGUGCUGCCUCAAUUCUCGGCAGCCUGCAUUGUCGAUCGACUUCACUUCUCAGCUGCUGUCUCACUCUUGGUUCAACAUCGGAUUCGGAUAACUGAACGAGUAUAUUCACGUGGACAUUCGCCGAAUCCAAGACUCCAUCAUUAUCACAGCACCGUUGCAAUCACGCUUGCUUCAGCAAUAAGCAAUAGGAAUCAUGAGUGGGCUAAUACCGCUGCUACUACCAACUUCUGCGGGGUGUAAAUCAACAAUUGGUUCAACUAUUGGUUCUACUACAGAGAUAAACCGAAGAACGUCACCGGCUCCAUCUUCAUCUUCAUCUUCGUUUUCAUCCCCACCAUCAUCCCUAAUUCAUCGCCGGCAGCAGUCUCUACCAGCUAUUAGGACAGCAAGGCGAGGUUCUCUUAUCCCACCACCUGCCUUGCCCAUUAUUCCAUCCACCUCAUCAGAAUGGAAGAAUACUAUAGAUGAGGUCAAGCGAAAGUAUCUUAACCACAAGUACCGGGCAUGCUCAACAAGAUGCUGCGAGAUUAUAGAUAACCUCAAAGACACAUCUAACGUGGAGCCUCUAUACCUAAUUUAUUUACACUUCUAUGCCGCGUCCUCUUUCGAGCUUUGCGCCAGGCCACUAUCGUGCUCAUCCACUUACCGCACCAGGUUACUUAGCGAUGCCGAGAUUCACUAUAGUAAGGCCGAGACGUUGAUCCAGAACACGGAGGAAAACAUAACUCGAAAGACAAGGUCUGCCUCGUCAUGCUCUACUACUUCCAGUCUACACUCCCCGGGAUUGUCGCCUAGUGUACGAUCAUCAGGCUCAAGCACGACAUUCUCAUCACCUAGGACCUCGGUAUGUUCAACGGGAGACGAGGCCGUGAUAAAGCCAAGCCCGAAACCAGUGGUCAAGGCUAAGAAGAAGGUCUCUUUUUCCGGACUAACCGAUCUAAUCGAGUUCCAACCCGAACCAUAUAUUCGCCCAGACAGCCCUACCUUGGGAUGGGAGGAUGACAUCUUUCCUCACCACUCGGAUAGCUCUCUUCCCCUAUUCUCAGCAAAUAAGUUGAAGUCGGCACCUUUAUCGAAAUCCGAGUCCAAAGAACAAGAACCAGAACCAUCUUUCGAACCACAACCUACAAUACCAGAGCGCCCCAUACCUCGUGAUUCCCAAUCCGCGGAGGAGUUGAGCAUCGUGGACGACAAAUUCGAUCUCGACGCAUUCUUGCAGACACGUUCAAUGAAUAGGAUGUGCGCACAGCUUUCGGCCUUACGUUCGCAAAUCUCAUGGCAUCGCGACGGAGUUCAGGCUUUACUUGCUGAACCUAACGAUACACCGGAGAUACCUGCGUCAGCAUCAUCAGGAGACGUUUCCCCUAUACCUUCGUCGCCCCUUGGUGCGAUGCGAUUAACUCGUGCGAAUACCCUGCCCGUUGAGGUCGGAUCGGACUCGCCACCGUGGACAGCCCCUGGUCAGCGAGACCGUUUCACCGACUCGCCAGGUCCAGAUAGUCCUAGAGUGAUCAGUCGACCGGCGUCCGCGGCCUCAGCCAUACGCUGCACCGACGAAGCUCUAAAGCAACGUAUAGAGCGCCUGCGCGCCAACGGCUGGCAAAGAAAGCGAUUCGAUAGCAGACGGUACGAAGCCCUGCGAGAACAGGUCCUUGGUGAACUUGCAUAGGAUGCUCUUCGCACUAAGUACCUUAUCCGACAGCGCAAAUCCGGGCUUAGACACUGAAUAGGCAUUGUUAGUUUCAUAUGACCUUGACUAUGCCUAGUUA